AUGAAGAGGGUUAUUUUACUGAAAAACAAGGCGGAGGAUUCAGAUAUAUACCAAGUACAUUUUGAACAGAAUGGUUGGCAACCUAUCUUUGUUCCUUUGUUAAAGCAUACCCACGUUCCCAAUGAUAUCUUAAGUAUAAUAAGGGACCAACAACAAUUUCCAAAAGUUAAACACCUUGUUGUUUCCUCUCAAAGAGCUGUUCAAUGUUUAGUUGAAGAGGUUAUUCCAGUAAUUUCUGAGUCAGAGAAAACUCAAUUGCUGAAUAAAACGGUUUACACUGUUGGCCCUGCAACGCAAGAUUUCCUUGUUAAAAGCGGGUUCAAAGAUGUACGAGGUGGUAAAGAAACAGGUAACGGCAGCCUUUUGGCAGAAUUCAUAAUUGAUGAACUCAGUCCUGGGUGUCCAGCCGCUUUCCAGGACCCAAUACUACUGCUUGUAGGAGAAAUCAGAAAAGAUAUCAUUCCUAAAAGAUUGACAGAAGCUGGAUUCAAGGUUUCCGAGAUAGUAACGUACAAAACAGAGGAGUUGGGUGGAAACUUGCGUAGAUUCCAGGAAUUGUUCCAAGAGGAUGAUUGGGUUGUCUUUUUUAGCCCUCAAGGCACUUCAGAAAUCGUUGAGAUACUAAAGGGUUUGAAAGCCAAGGUGGCCUCGAUUGGUCCCACAACGAAACAAUACCUUGUGAAGGCCGGGCUGCCACCACAUGUCGUGAGCCAUAAGCCAGAACCGAAGUCAUUAUGUGAUGCAAUAACUAAUUUUUAA
Molecule: messenger RNA, 759 nt
Organism: Eremothecium sinecaudum
Lineage: Eukaryota; Fungi; Ascomycota; Saccharomycetes; Saccharomycetales; Saccharomycetaceae
Gene: HEM4
Product: uroporphyrinogen-III synthase HEM4
Exons: 1
Coding region: 1-759 (252 amino acids)
Biological process (GO): uroporphyrinogen III biosynthetic process
Molecular function (GO): uroporphyrinogen-III synthase activity
Source: RefSeq, a predicted model, not a curated record